GGACACAUUGAACACAGACAAUAAACCAUUCACUAUACACAAUCCUCUCUUCCACUUAACAAUUCUAAAUACAGACAAGCAAAGGUGUAGACUUUACCAAAAAUUUGUGAUCGUUUGAUUACUCUGAAGCGUGAGCUCGAGAUGGGUACGGACAUGGUGGUUUUAGAGCAUGGGUCUGUGCAACGCAACAGCCAUGGAUGCUGCAACAAGGGACCAGGUUAUGCCACUCCACUUGAGGCCAUGACUGGCCCCAGAGAGUCUCUUAUCUAUGUCACUUGUGUCUAUUCAGGAACAGGAAUAGAGAAGCCUGAUUACCUAGCCACAGUGGAUGUAGAUCCAAACUCAUCUACUUAUUCUAAAGUUAUCCACAGGCUACCUAUGCCAAAUGUUGGAGAUGAACUGCAUCAUUCAGGAUGGAAUUCUUGCAGCUCUUGCCAUGGAGAUCCUUCAGCUAACAGACGUUUUCUUGUCCUGCCUUCUCUGAUAUCUGGACGCAUAUAUGCUGUUGACACUCAGAAGGAUCCAAAAGCUCCCUCUUUGCAUAAAGUUGUGGAGCCUGAAGUUAUUGUACAGAAGACAGGAUUAGCAUAUCCACACACAGCUCAUUGUCUUGCUUCUGGAGAUAUAAUGGUGUCAUGCUUAGGAGAUAAAGAUGGAAAUGCUGAAGGAAAUGGAUUUCUUCUCCUUGACUCAGAAUUCAAUGUUAAAGGAAGGUGGGAGAAACCAGGGCACAGUCCUCUGUUUGGCUAUGAUUUCUGGUACCAACCUCGACAUAAGACCAUGAUAAGCACAUCAUGGGGAGCCCCUGCAGCUUUCAGGACUGGUUUCAACCUUCAACAUGUAUCAGAUGGUUUGUAUGGGAGGCAUCUGUUUGUUUAUAGCUGGCCUGAUGGUGAACUGAAACAAACACUGGAUCUUGGUUCUACAGGGCUAAUACCCCUUGAGAUAAGGUUCCUGCAUAAUCCGUCUAAAGAUACAGGGUUUGUUGGGUGUGCCUUAACGAGUAACAUGGUGCGUUUUUUCAAAAACGAAGAUGGAUCAUGGAGCCAUGAGGUGGCAAUAUCAGUUAAGCCAUUGAAGGUUCAAAACUGGAUACUUCCAGAAAUGCCUGGUCUUAUAACUGAUUUUUUGAUCUCUCUUGACGACCGUUUUCUAUAUUUCGUGAACUGGCUUCAUGGAGAUGUUAGACAGUAUAACAUUGAAGACCCUGCAAGGCCCAUAUUGACUGGCCAAGUUUGGGUUGGUGGACUGAUUCAGAAGGGAAGUCCUAUAGUGGCUGAGCAAGAAGAUGGUACAACCUGGCAGUCUGAAGUUCCACCGGUUCAGGGAAAUCAUUUGAAAGGGGGACCUCAGAUGAUCCAACUGAGUUUAGAUGGGAAGCGACUGUACGUCACCAACUCCCUCUUCAGCGCAUGGGAUCGCCAGUUUUAUCCUGAAAUCUUGGAAAAGGGAUCACACAUGUUGCAGAUCGAUGUCGAUAAUGUGAAAGGUGGUCUUAAGAUAAACCCCAACUUCUUCGUCGACUUUGGAACUGAACCUGAUGGUCCUUCCUUAGCUCAUGAGAUGAGAUAUCCUGGAGGUGACUGCACUUCUGACAUUUGGAUUUAAUAACCUCAUAUGCAUGACGGGGUUCGCGUACUCGGAGUUUACCAUGUAGGAAGAGGUUAACGGUCCCUCGUAUGUUUUAUAAAUAAAUCCUUCAUGUUGAAUAAUUCCUAUCAGAACUUGCUCAGUUUGGUCGAGGAGAUCAAAGCUCUUUGCACCUCUUUUUUUUCCAGUAAAGUUAAGGGUUUGGUGACUAAGCCCCAAGUGAUUAGGGUUUGGAUGCCUAUUGAAAUCCUAAUUGCAUGGAGCAAAUAGAGUUUAUAUUUUGAUCCGUA
Tripterygium wilfordii is the source of this 1880-nucleotide messenger RNA. Its product is annotated as selenium-binding protein 2-like. Gene Ontology annotation, molecular function: selenium binding. The transcript is spliced from 7 exons. The coding region runs from base 142 to 1608 and encodes 488 amino acids. NCBI's taxonomy places the organism in Eukaryota, Viridiplantae, Streptophyta, Magnoliopsida, Celastrales, Celastraceae. The record is from RefSeq and is a predicted model, not a curated record.